UAUCCUGUACCCAUGAGACAUAUAUACCAUGUGUGGAUGACCAAUGCAUCAUACUCGUUCGAAAAUGGCGAAGGUAGCUACUGUGUUCGUCUUUAUGGUGCUCCUAGCUGUUAUUGUUGAAGGCAGAGACUGGAGAUUCGACACCAAACGAGUGAAGAGAGGCUACAAUCCUAGUGGAUACGGCAACCACAAUGGAGGUUCUUAUGGAAGCAAUGAUGAUCAGAACGACAGCUACAGCAGGGAGCGGCUUGGGUGCAGUGAGGAGCUUGGAGGCGGCAGCUAUGGAUCUGGUAGCCACGAACUGUCUUACAACAAAGAUGGACGCACGAAAGACAAUCGACGUCAUCGCUCCUUCUCCAAAGCGUCCGCCUCCGCGUCCGCCACUGCUACCUCCUUCAACGAGAACCACAAGACAAACCUUUGAAAU
Molecule: messenger RNA, 427 nt
Organism: Spodoptera exigua (beet armyworm)
Lineage: Eukaryota; Metazoa; Arthropoda; Insecta; Lepidoptera; Noctuidae
Source: the annotation of a GenBank genome assembly